Parnassius mnemosyne (clouded apollo) is the source of this 852-nucleotide messenger RNA. The record is from the annotation of a GenBank genome assembly. NCBI's taxonomy places the organism in Eukaryota, Metazoa, Arthropoda, Insecta, Lepidoptera, Papilionidae.
AUGUAUCGUGAGGACUCCAACUUAAUUCUAGAAGAUGCUUUGUUAAGUGAUCAAUUAUUGUUCGAGUAUUCACCGGCAGAAAGCUUAAUAAACUUCGAGUUACCGACGACAUUUAACACAGAACUGGAGGAUUGGCAACUCAGUGAUUUGGACUUUCAUUGUGACGCGUUCCUUGGUAGCGUUAGUGACAGAACCAGGGAUGGAACCGUCGACACUUCACCUGUGCUAUUUGAUUUCGCAGAUUUAGACAAGAAUGCGAAUUUCGACGAUUACUUACUAGAAGCUCUAAGUUGUGAUCGCUCUGAUGAUGCAACACAAUUGGGAACUGACUCCACUGACAGUUGUGAAGAUGCAGCUCUUGGGCGACUUUCCGUAUUUGGGAUUGAUUUAGAAUCGACGUGUACGGAGAACUCAAUAUACACAUCAAAUUCGAUUAAAAGUGCUAGUGAAAAGAAAUGUAAUGGUGUGGAGGCCCAGUCACAGGUACGGUCGUUAGGUGAACCGACAUUUUGCCCGGAGUUAGGCGCAUUCCGUUGUCCGGUAGGCGAUUGCGGAAAGUUGUAUGCAAAAGCGUCUCAUGUAAGAGCACAUUUACGGCGGCAUAGCGGAGAAAAGCCGUACAAGUGUACGUGGGGAGGAUGCAGUUGGCGUUUUGCACGUUCGGACGAACUGGCACGGCAUCGCCGCAGCCACUCUGGAGACAAGCCGUACCGUUGCGGAGAAUGCGGCAAGAGAUUCGCACGUUCCGAUCACCUGGCUAAACACGGGCGCGUACAUGCUCGCCGAGCCGCCGCCGCACUUGCUAAACGACCUACUCCUUCACACUCAUAUCGAACUAGACGCUAUUUGUGA